CGGAUGUGGUAUAAAAAAAAAAGCUUACUACAUAGCUUUUAUUGAUUUCUUCCUGCCAGGAAUAUUUAGUACAAAUUAUCCAUGUUGCAUGUUAUUGCCUAUUAGUUUCAAUAAACGUCAGAGUUCAUUCAUUAGUUUUCCCACCGAGUGUUUUUUCAAUUAAAUAUUAAAAAAAUGCUUAUUCCUUAAAAAUAUAACCUUAAAUAAACGUUAUUUAACAACUAAAAUUAAUUUCAAAGUGCUGUUUUUAUUUCGAGUCUUUAUUUAAAUACGUUUCGUCUUUUUUUAUCGCUAUUUUAUUUGUGAAGUCUCAAUUGUGUUCGUGUUUUUUUCAUUCGAUGAUAAAUGUAUAUUUUUCAUAAAAAAAUGUAUUCAUUGAAAAUGACCAAAAGUCAAACAAAUUUAAAAGCAUCGUAUUAUUAUUAAUUGUAAAUUAUUUUCAAAUUUUGUUUCUAAACAAAAUUCAUCUUCAAUAAAUAAAUACAAGUUAAUGUUACUUCAAAUUUUCAACUACAAUUAGUUGAUUGCAUAACACUCUCUUCACGGCGAUUAUACAUUUUGGCGAAGCAGCUCUGCAGCACAAUAUUAUUAUUAUGUUCGUUUAAUUGGUAUUUGCACUGCCAGUUGUAUCAGCACAAAAUUUUUUGUAUAAUUUUUAAACGCACUGCAAAUAAUUUAAAAUCUACUGGGAAAUCAAUUGUUGGUCAAUUAAGAAUCAAUUAUAAGGUAUGGCUAAUACAGCACAGCUACUGCGUCGCCAAAGUUCAAGGGACAUUCCACUCAAAACGCAAAAAAGCAUAGAUAAUCUUGAGUUAAGGGAACUUCGAGGACGCUUAGUAAAAAAUGAACACGGCCAUGGUCAUACUAGCCAUCCACCAUUAUAUGGUGCAACGAAUCAAGCAUUCAUAUCAGACGUUAUUCUGGAUGAACCAGAACCUGAUGAACAAGAUAAUAAUUAUGCAUCGAGUACGAUGGCAAAGCCUCCUGCAGCUGUCGUCGAUGACAUGGUCCAGGAAAAAGGCGAAGAUGAAAGAGAAAGUUGGGACAAUAAAGUAAUGUUCUUACUAGCUACAAUAGGCUAUGCGGUUGGUCUAGGUAACGUAUGGAGAUUCCCAUAUCUGGCGCAGAAAAACGGCGGAGGAGCGUUUCUGGUUCCUUACUUUAUCAUGUUGUGCAUUCAAGGAAUACCUAUGUUUUACCUGGAACUUGCAAUUGGACAAAGACUGCGUAAAGGUGCCAUCGGUGUCUGGAGUCAAGUAUCUCCAUAUUUGGCUGGUAUUGGCAUCUCAUCGGCUGUUGUCAGCUACAUUGUAGCAUUGUAUUACAACACGAUUAUUGCUUGGUGUUUAAUUUACUUGCUCCAUAGCUUCGAAUCGCCUUUACCUUGGGCUGAGUGUCCAACUCGAUUGUAUAGCAAUUAUACUUAUGACCAUGAGCCAGAAUGUGUGGCAUCAUCACCUACGCAGUACUAUUGGUACCGUUCAACUCUUCAAUGUUCGGAGAGUGUCAAUGAACCAGAAAGUUUCAAUUAUAGUAUGGCCAUAGCACUGCUGGUAUCAUGGUUCUUAGUCUAUAUUUGCAUGGUACAAGGUAUCACAUCAUCUGGAAAAAUCGUCUACAUGACAGCAAUCUUCCCAUAUGUAGUGUUGAUCAUUUUCUUCUUCCGAGGAAUAACUCUUAAAGGUGCUUCAGAUGGUGUCAAGCAUCUCUUUACACCCCGAUGGGAGACUCUUCUAGAUCCAGUUGUUUGGUUGGAAGCAGGAACGCAAAUUUUCUUCUCCCUUGGCCUAGCGUUUGGUGGCUUAAUUGCAUUCAGUUCCUAUAAUCCAGCAAAUAAUAAUUGCUAUCGAGAUGCAAUUCUUGUGUCACUGACUAAUUGUGGUACAUCUAUGUUUGCCGGUGUCGUAGUAUUUUCGAUAAUUGGUUUCAAGGCACAUGCAACAUUUGAUCGUUGCACCGAAGAAAGACUCCAUCUGUUAUCAAAUAAUAAAACCAAUAUCGUUUUGCCCGAAUGUGAUUUGCAAAAGGAAUUAGCUAAUAGUGCUUCUGGAACUGGCUUAGCAUUCAUCAUCUUCACAGAAGCUAUCAAUCAAUUUCCUGGAGCUCAGAUUUGGGCCGUAUUAUUUUUCCUUAUGUUAUUCACACUCGGAAUUGAUUCACAGUUUGGAACACUAGAGGGCGUUGUUACUUCACUUGUUGAUAUGAAAUUGUUUCCAAACCUUUCCAAGGAGAAAAUAAUUGCCGUUCUCUGCAGUACGUGCUGUAUGAUUUCCAUGUGCUUUGCCAACGGAGCAGGAAGCUACAUUUUCCAGCUGAUGGACAGUUUUGCUGGUAAUUUUCCACUUCUCAUCAUUGCACUUUCGGAGUGUCUUUCUAUCAGUUACAUCUAUGGAGUGCGAAGAUUUUCGGAUGAUAUAGAAAUGAUGACUGGAUCUAGACCAUCACUAUAUUGGAUGUUAUGCUGGAAAUAUAUAUCACCAAUUGCAAUGGUGUCGAUAUUAGCAGCAUCGUUUUUCCAACUUAUUACGGAAGGCAGUAGUUAUCCAGCAUGGAUAAGUUCUUUGGGUACCACUGAACAAAUGGAAUGGCCUCACUGGUGUAUUGUUGUUGCCCUUUGCCUAAUAAUGUCUUCAAUAUUAUGGAUUCCCUUAGUAGCAUUGUGUCGGUUAUGUGGUGUUAAAAUAGUUGAAGACACUGAUCCAUCAUGGUUCCCAAGUGAAGAGCUUAGGGAAGUCCAUGGAAUCGUUCCACAUGAACCUACAGAUUUAGAGAGAAGUAUAUUUUGUUUUAAUAUGGAUGGAACGGAGGGUAUGUGUUGCCCAUCAUAUGGUCUUCCUGAGAAGACUUUAGAGGAAGAAGAAUAAUUUUCCUAUACCUAUACAAAACAUGUAUCUACAUAAUUAAAAAAAACAAUAACACAUUGUAAUAUUAUAACAUAAAUACCACCGAAAAAGUGGUCAAAAGACAAUAAUUAUACAUUCGUACUCAAAUGACAAUAAUUCAAAAACAAAAACAAUAUAGCACAAUAAUCUAGGAAAAAUAUGAGAAUUUCUGUUUAAAUUUUAAUUUAAGAAUAAUUAUAAUAAAAUAAUAUAAUCGGUUUAUAAAUUUUAAACAUAAAAACAUAACAACUUAAGUACUAUUUAUAAUUAAAUUAUAUCGCACCAUAUUUAAAUCGCGCACAUUUAUUAUUGAAACAAAGUUAUACAGAAUUGAUAUAAUUACUUACCAAAAAUUAUCGAUUUUAAUUUUUAGUAAAGAUUAAUAAAAUAAAAUUUAAGAAAAGGCUGAAAAGUUCGAAAUAGAAGGCUAAACGGAUACAAUUAUCGAUAAGAGUUCCAUAUCAGAUAAGAAAACAAGUAUAUUUCUUAGUUCUAUAAACCUUUUUACACCCACCCUUUUUCUGUAUUUUUACCACCGAUUUAAAUACCUUUGUUACAUAUUUUUGAAGGAAUCAAAUUUUAGUUUAAUAAAUAGUUACCUACAGACCCUCUUCCAUUCUCUUAUGUAUAUGUUUUAAGCAGUUAUAGUAAAUUUAUAACAGUCUAUUUACUAAAACCAAACUACUAAAACUAUUUAAGAAAAAAACCUAGACUGGCCAGAUAAGGGAAGAUUUUUUUAAAAUUAACAACAAAGUUCUAAUAUAAUUCAUGUAAAGCCUUUGCAGAGAUUGACCAUAAUGUCUCACUUUAUUAAGAUUGUGUAACAAAGCUCUUAAGACCUAAGUAAUAGUUUUGAGUUUUUCCAGGUCGAAACCUAAUUGCACCACACCAAUAAUGGCUUAACUGAUUCAAUAACUUAAAAAUGAGCUUAUGAGUUCUUUUCUUUUUAAUUUUGUUUAACAAAAAUACAUUUUUUCUAAGUUACAAUAUACUCAGUGUUUAGAUUGAAAAUAGGCAUGUUAACAUAAAACGAAAUUUUUCUUAUGAUAACCUACCUUCACUAUAGCCUAAAACAGCAAUAUCACAAUUCGAAGCAUUAUUUAUUAUCAAGAAAAAAAAAAUAUAAAAGACUGUUACUUUCUUGAUAAACAAAAUUAAAAAAAAAAAAUAAAUAAAAAA
Episyrphus balteatus (marmalade hoverfly) is the source of this 4061-nucleotide messenger RNA. RefSeq names its product sodium-dependent neutral amino acid transporter B(0)AT3. Bases 729 to 2864 code for a protein of 711 amino acids. The transcript has 11 exons. Gene Ontology annotation, biological process: sodium ion transmembrane transport. Lineage: Eukaryota; Metazoa; Arthropoda; Insecta; Diptera; Syrphidae. Gene Ontology annotation, cellular component: membrane. The record is from RefSeq and is a predicted model, not a curated record.